Messenger RNA from Fusarium proliferatum ET1, 1107 nucleotides. Its product is annotated as putative uracil-DNA glycosylase. Lineage: Eukaryota; Fungi; Ascomycota; Sordariomycetes; Hypocreales; Nectriaceae. The record is from RefSeq and is a predicted model, not a curated record. Gene Ontology annotation, biological process: base-excision repair; base-excision repair, AP site formation via deaminated base removal. Gene Ontology annotation, molecular function: uracil DNA N-glycosylase activity. Gene Ontology annotation, cellular component: nucleus; mitochondrion. Bases 1 to 1107 code for a protein of 368 amino acids. The transcript is spliced from 2 exons.
AUGUCGACCCUCAAGCGCAAAGCAGGCGCCUCUACCGGGAACGAUUCGAAGAAGCCUAAGGCCAAUGGCAACAUUGCCUCAUUCUUCGGAGCAGCUCCUAAGCCUGCUGGUGCUGGUGCUGGUGCUCCCGCACCAGCCGUCAAGUUUGAUAAGGCCAAGUGGGUGGCUUCCUUGAAGCCAGAGCAAAAAGAGCUCUUGCAGCUCGAAAUUGAUACUCUUGAUGAAAGCUGGCUAGCGCACCUCAAGGACGAUCUUGUCACAAAGGAGUUCCUGGACUUGAAGCGAUUCUUGGAUCGAGAAAUCAGCUCUGGCCGCAAGGUGUUCCCACCUAGGAACGAUAUCUACUCUUGGUCCCGUCAUACCCCUUUCAGCAAUGUCAAGGUUGUCAUUGUUGGUCAAGACCCCUAUCAUAACGACAACCAGGCUCAUGGAUUGGCAUUCUCCGUUCGACCCCCAACUCCUGCACCUCCUUCACUCAAGAACAUGUAUAUUGCUCUGAAGAAAGACUAUCCUAAUUUCGAGCCACCACCAAACCGAGGAGGUCUUCUCACCCCCUGGGCAGAUCGUGGUGUUCUCAUGUUGAACACCUGCCUUACAGUUCGAGCCCACGAAGCCAACUCGCACUCUAAUCGAGGAUGGGAGAAGCUCACACAGCGAGUCAUUGAUCUAGUGGCGCAAAAGAGAACAAGGGGUGUUGUUUUCAUGGCCUGGGGAACACCAGCCGGCAAGCGAGUGCAGAAGAUCGAUCGCGUCAAGCAUCUUGUACUACAGAGUGUCCACCCUAGCCCUCUCAGUGCUUCCAGGGGGUUCUUUGACUGCGGUCACUUCAGAAAAGCCAAUGACUGGCUGGUCACACGAUAUGGGCCUGAAGGAGAGAUUGACUGGGCACUCGGACCUGGCACAUCCACGAAAGCUCCAGCGACGGAAGCCGAUGCCAAAGAGGCUAAAUCUGCUGACAAAAAGGCCGAGGUCAUUGAGAAGACUAAGCCUGAAGUGGUGAAGAAGGUUGAGGAGGACAAGGAGAAUGAUGCUUUCGACGAAGAUGAGGAAGCUCUCGAAGAGGCCCUUCGGUUGGCUGAAGAAGAGGAGAAAGAGAAAGAAAAGUAG